Molecule: messenger RNA, 795 nt
Organism: Microtus oregoni (creeping vole)
Lineage: Eukaryota; Metazoa; Chordata; Mammalia; Rodentia; Cricetidae
Product: transmembrane protein 47-like
Exons: 4
Coding region: 205-795 (196 amino acids)
Biological process (GO): cell-cell adhesion
Cellular component (GO): cell-cell junction
Source: RefSeq, a predicted model, not a curated record
UGUUGCGGCUGCUAACGACUUCCUUUGGUUCAGCCUUCCCCACUCAGUCCCACAGGCUUCUCGGAGUGUGGAACAGAGUCCCGAGGGUCGAGUCCCCAGCGCCAGUGUACCAGCGUCUCUCUGGUCCAGAGUUCCUGCUUCGGGCUCUUUGGACCCUCCUGGUGUCCUAGACUGCACCGGGGAGAGCGGCAGCGGCGCCAGGGUAUGGCUUCGGCGGGCAGCGGCAUGGAAGAGUUGCGCGUGUCGGUGCUGACCCCGCUCAAGCUGGUCGGGCUCGUGUGCAUCUUUCUGGCGCUGUGUCUGGACCUGGGAGCUGUACUGAGCCCAGCCUGGGUCACGGCGGACCACCAGUACUACCUGUCCCUAUGGGAGUCCUGCCGGAAUCCCGCCAACCAGGACAUCUGGCACUGCGAGUCCACGCUCGGCAGCAAUAGGCAGAUUGCUACUCUGGCUUUACUCUUGGGCGGUGCUGCCAUCAUUCUCAUUGCAUUCCUGGUGGGCUUGAUUUCGAUCUGCGUGGGAUCUCGAAGGCGUUUCUACAGACCUGUUGCUGUUAUGCUUUUUGCAGCAGAAAGAAAGUGUAGUUUCUGUGUCCAGUGUCAAGAGACUCUCCUUUUCAUCUACCCUCAGUACAGCCUGGUUCUUUACCCAAUCAAGUUUAUUGAGACUGUGAGCUUGAAAGUUUACCACGAGUUCAACUGGGGGUAUGGCCUGGCUUGGGGGGCAACUAUAUUUUCAUUUGGGGGUGCCAUCCUUUAUUGCCUGAACCCUAAAAACUAUGAAGACUACUACUAA